AUGCAGGAGACACCGUUGUGCCUGAGCGUUGGACACCUUCUCCCUUUCUACAUGUCAGAUUCCAACACAACCGACUUCACCAACCCCUCCACCUUCAUCCUGCUGGGCAUUCCUGGCCUGGAGGCGGCCCAUGUCUGGAUCUCCAUCCCCUUCUCUGCAUCAUGUACUGUCAUAGCCGUCUUGGGGAACAUCACCAUCCUGUUCAUUGUGAAUAUGGAGCCGAGCCUCCAUGUCCCCAUGUACUAUUUCCUCUGCAUGCUGGCCGUCACCGACCUGAUCCUGUCUACGUCCAUCCUGCCCAAAACACUGAGCAUCUUCUGGUUCAAUUCCAGGGAGAUAGAUUUUAGUGCCUGCCUUACCCAGAUGUACUUCAUUCACAGCUUCUCAGCGAUGGAGUCUGGGAUCCUUGUGGCCAUGGCUUUGGAUCGUUAUGUGGCCAUCUGCCAUCCCCUGAGGUAUUCCACCAUCCUGACAAACCCUGUGGUGGCCAAGGUGGGCCUCGCCAUGGUGCUGCGUGGAGGCAUGCUUGUACUGCCCUAUCCCUUCCUGACAAGGCGGUGGCCAUAUUGCAGAACCAACAUCAUCCCUCACACAUACUGUGAGCACAUGGCUGUGGUGAAACUGGCCUGCACAGACAUCCAUGUCAGUAGUUACUACAGCCUCUCUGCAGCAUUCUUGGUGACGGGUCUGGAUGUGUUUUUUAUUGCUGUGUCCUAUACCCAGAUCCUCAGGGCCAUCUUCAGCCUCCCCACAAAGGACGCCCAGCUCAAAACUUUUUGGACUUGCAGCUCCCACCUCUGUGUCAUCUUAACUUUUUACAUCCCAGCUCUCUUCUCCUUCAUCAUGCACCGGUUUGGCCACAAUGUGGCCCUGCAUUUCCAUGUUCUCCUUGCCAACGUAUACCUACUGGUGCCCCCUGGGCUAAAUCCCAUCAUCUAUGGGGUGAGGACCAAACAGAUCUUGGACAGGCUGCUCCGGCUCUUUACUUAUAAAGAGACCUAA
Molecule: messenger RNA, 1002 nt
Organism: Caretta caretta (loggerhead turtle)
Lineage: Eukaryota; Metazoa; Chordata; Testudines; Cheloniidae
Product: olfactory receptor 52R1-like
Biological process (GO): G protein-coupled receptor signaling pathway
Cellular component (GO): plasma membrane
Molecular function (GO): olfactory receptor activity; G protein-coupled receptor activity
Source: RefSeq, a predicted model, not a curated record